Aspergillus ruber CBS 135680 is the source of this 150-nucleotide messenger RNA. RefSeq lists its product as uncharacterized. NCBI's taxonomy places the organism in Eukaryota, Fungi, Ascomycota, Eurotiomycetes, Eurotiales, Aspergillaceae. The record is from RefSeq and is a predicted model, not a curated record. The coding region runs from base 1 to 150 and encodes 49 amino acids. The transcript has 2 exons.
AUGACCAACAAGCUUCGCGAGACAAAACCCAACGUCCUAACCUUCGUCGGCCGCUAUGUCUUCCCCGGGGGCUACCUACCAACCAUCCAUAUGCUCCUCGACUCCUCCACCGGGGCUCAGACGGAAACUUGGAGGUCACCUCCGCCUUGA